This is a messenger RNA of Colius striatus (speckled mousebird), 2242 nucleotides long. It is a transcript of the gene RAB23, whose product is annotated as RAB23, member RAS oncogene family. Gene Ontology annotation, molecular function: GTP binding; GTPase activity. NCBI's taxonomy places the organism in Eukaryota, Metazoa, Chordata, Aves, Coliiformes, Coliidae. The record is from RefSeq and is a predicted model, not a curated record. The coding region runs from base 248 to 961 and encodes 237 amino acids. The transcript has 7 exons.
GGGAUGUGCGUCCGGGUUGGGUCGGCCGCAGCGAGCGGUUUCCUCUCGCCUUCCCUCCUUCCCCACUUCCCUGCCUCCCUCCCUCCCUCGCCGUCGCUGAGGUGGAGCCGCCGCCGUGCCCGCUGACGGAGCGCCGCCCGCCACGCUCCUGCCAGGCGUUGCUUGAACCUAUGAACAUAGGUAUUUACUUUGUUUGCAGAAUCGAUAUUUUUCUGAAUAAGCCAAAGAGUCACUCGGGGCUGCAAAGAUGUUGGAAGAAGACAUGGAGGUGGCCAUCAAGGUGGUGGUGGUAGGAAAUGGAGCUGUUGGAAAGUCCAGUAUGAUUCAGCGAUAUUGCAAGGGGAUUUUUACAAAAGACUACAAGAAAACUAUUGGUGUAGAUUUCCUGGAAAGACAAAUCCAAGUGAAUGAUGAAGAUGUCAGGCUAAUGUUGUGGGACACGGCAGGUCAAGAAGAAUUUGAUGCGAUAACUAAGGCCUACUAUAGAGGAGCCCAGGCUUGUGUUCUUGUAUUUUCUACAACUGACAGAGACUCCUUCAAAGCAAUCCCUACCUGGAAGGAAAAAGUUGUGUCCGAAGUUGGAGACAUUCCCACAGUUCUUGUGCAGAAUAAGAUCGAUCUUCUUGAUGACUCUUGCAUAAAGAAUGAGGAGGCAGAAGCAUUGGCAAAAAAGCUGAAGUUAAGGUUCUACCGAGUGUCUGUGAAGGAAGACUUAAACGUAACGGAAGUUUUUAAAUAUUUGGCUGAUAAAUAUCUCCAAAGGCUUAAGCAACAAACAGCUGAAGAUCCAGAACUAGUACAUACAAGCAGUAACAAGAUUGGGGUUUUUAAUACAGCUGGUGGAAGUCACUCCAACCAAAAUUCUAGCACUCUUAACGGUGGAGAUGUCAUCAACCUUAGACCAAACAAACAGAGGACCAAGAAAAACAGAAAUCUCUUUAGCAACUGCAGCAUACCUUAGACCACUUCUGGACGAAAAAAAAAAGCAACCCAGUGACUUGAAGUUGUGCGAUUGAAUCCAGAAUAAAGCCAGCUGUAGAGGUAUUUUCACCAGUGCUUUAGCAAAUAUUGUGCCUCUGAGAUCCUUGAUAGAGGGCGGAUUUCCAUCAGCUUGCUGAUGCAGCGGGUUUUGGUGCAUGGUGUGAGACACCUGGUGGCAAAGCACACAACUCUGCCUGCCCCCAUGCACUUGGUCCAAAUGAGGCAAGCUGCUCCUUUCUUCAAGGAAUUCUUCCCAGAGCUAUGAACCAAGUAUUGCUGAAUCGCAGAGCACAUUUAACCUAAGGGUAGUACUUACAAGUGUAGGUACAGACCGUAACACUAUGGCCCAAGGUAAAGUAGCAGCCUUGCAACUAAAGCACACAGAAACUCAGAAUCGGUCAGUCAGGACACACACAAGAGACGUGAAGAGCAAAAAGAAGACACUACAUUUUAUGGCUGACUAUAUUAGUAGAAGUUCUGGCAGUUGUGUCGGUGCAAUAUACUUGUAUUAUAUAUAUGAGUGCUAAGGUACGUAUGUAAACAUUUGGUAUAAGUAUUUAGGUUAAAUUCCAGUGUGUACUUUACUGGGAGAUCAGCUAAUGAUCAUAAAUAGCAUCUUCCAGAAAAUACAUUUCCUUUAAAAAUGUGUGUCAGGUGAGGCUUUCCCAGCCGCCACCGUGUACAUUUCACGUGCUCUACUUUAGGCCUGAAAGUAUAGAUUAUAAAAUGUAUGGUGCCAAAAAGCUCCUUUUUACCUAACGCUGCGCUAUGAAUGUUUAGUUUGUUUUUCUCAGUCUUAACACGUUGAACAAAUAACAGAGUCUUUGACACUAAUAGCUAUUCAGAAGGAACAUACAGUCAUAUUCCUGCUCAAAUUUGCUCGUUGCAUCCUGUGUUGUCUGUGAAGAAGAAACUUGCAAAGUAGUGUCACAAAAUCAUCUUUGGAAAAAAAUUGUCUUAGAUACCAGCAACUUAAGUUACGGAGGAUCCAAAAAAAAUGCAGCUAGUGACUAAAUGACAUGAAUGAGACAUUCUUGAAUGUUGUCUCAGGUUCCAGGUUAGCUGCUGGCUACAAAAAAAUCUGAUUCUGCAAGAUCAGAGACAACAAUUUAAAAUGCUUGAAAUAAUUUUACAAAAUUUAGAUAUUUAAGAGCCUGGGUCUAAAUUAUGUUGGACUUAGGCUCCUAAAUCACUAAGGUGCUUUUAAAAAUGCUAAGCAAGCUAUUUUUUAUUUACCAAAAAUAAACACUUUUUAAUCCUC